AUGAACCGAUACCCAGCUUUAGUACAGGCAGACCCACGCCCUUGUCUCCUGCUCCUCACCUGUCUGGUGACCCUGUCAGCCUCCGUUCUCAGCCUGGACACACACAACCUGCACAUCUUCAAGAGAUCCAUCGCUAAUAUCACAAAGACAGCUCCAAAGGCAUUUGAAGCUGGUCAAAUCCGGCUGGUGAAUGGUCCCACCCACUGUGCUGGGCGGGUGGAAAUUCUGUACAACAAUGUCUGGGGCACUGUGUGCGAUGACGGCUGGGACUUAAAUGAUGCAUCAGUAGUGUGUCGGCAGCUGGGCUGUGGGGCCGCGGUAUCGGCACCAGGCACAGCUCACUUUGGACAAGGAUCUGGCCCCAUCUUACUGGACGAUGUUAAUUGCAGAGGAGGAGAAUCUGCCCUCACAGAGUGCACCUUAAAGCCUUGGGGAGACCACAACUGUAACCAUGCAGAAGAUGCCAGUGUGGUGUGUUCAGCCAGGCCCAAGGACUGCAGUGAGAUCCCCUCAGGCAGCCCCAGCGGCAUCUACCUCAUCCAGCCCACAGGACUGCACCAGCUCGUGGUGUACUGCGACAUGAACGAAACAGCCGGGGGCUGGACGGUCCUCCAGCGGAACCGGCACAACACACAGAUCACCUGGGCUGAGUCCUGGAGCACCUACAAGUACGGCUUUGGCAACGUGCACGAUGACUACUGGCUGGGGACGGAGUACAUCUAUCGGAUCGCCAAGCAGAAGGUCUACCAGGUCAGGUUUGUCAUCCACGAUUCAUCCGGCACCAUGAAAUACGCAGACUACAACCUCUUCAGUCUGGAAGACGAGUCCAAUGGCUACAAGCUGAGGCUGGGCUCUUACACUGGGACUGCAGGGGACGCCAUGACUUCAAACAAUCCUACCACCGUGCAUGACAACAUGAAGUUCUCCACUAAAGACCUGGAUCAGGACACUAACAGUGGGAACUGUGCGUCUAGCUAUGAGGGGGGCUGGUGGUACUCGGCUUGUUAUUCUGUUCGACUGAACGUCAAAGGGAGCAUCACUUGGGGUGGUUUCUGUAGUGGGAACUGCCAAGCCUCUGCCAUCCUCAUCAAACCAGCGUCCUACUGUUAGUCACCCCUUCCCCACCCUCCUGUCUCCAGUGAGGCCAACCCCUGCUCCACGAAGGGAGGGAAAAGGGUCAGAGUGUGUCAUGGCCAAACCUCCCGCCCGCUCUCACAGGCCUUGCUUGGGGAAGUAUCAGGGUUACCCAGGAAACGGGGCCACUUUCCUUCUCCUCUCUCUCCCUGCAGACUUUCCGAGCUCUUCUCCACUUGGCCCUUCCUCUUUCAGCUUUGGGUUGAUUCAUUUUAAUUAUAUUAAAAAUCAGAACAAUUGUUUGCAAAAAUUGUUGUUUCCAAGCAUGCCAUGUGUGGGGUAGAAAACACGCUCAGCCCUGCCGUGAUUGUUCAUUAGAUUCAAAGAGCGCCCCCAGAGGUCACCAGAAACAGGACGCCAUAAAGGCUGAAGAAUUCUCUCACACUCUGUGUCUCCUCUGUAGUGGGUGUUGAAGCUUCAGAAUAAAAUUGCAUUUCCAAAAGUUCUCUCCAAUUGGCAGAUAUCCAUUCCACGUCUCAGGGGCUCACCCAGUCUAACCUAGCUAGAGAAGCCAUUCCUAAGGACAGAUCUUUGGGAUUGCAGUGCAAUGGCCAUUAAAAAGGAAAAACUAAAAUAUCCAAAUAAGGAAAUUAAAUCCAGGUGUCUGAGUUUAAACACGAGAGAUGUGACUCAGUGUAGGACAUUUAAAAAGGGUUUUCACAUUGGAAUAUCCUCUUCUUAGUAAGAGAGAGAACGAUAGUCACGCAUUAUGGAGUUGUGGUCAUGACUCAAUACCAUCGCUACAUCUAUAUAGCACUUUCUGUUGUGUGACUUUGACAAUCCCUUACUGUCCUCCUUCCAUCAUAGUUAUUCUCCGGUUCCAGAGGAAUGGGUCUGGGGAGUUUGCAGUAAAUCUGACAAGCUACUUGCAAGUGCUAGGACUUAUAAAAAGGAGGGUUUUCACUUUCCAAAAUGGUUCUUGCCAUUUCUUACCCAACGUGAACUCAAAAUUCAAAUGGCUGAUAGGCCCCAAGGACAAUGUGGGAUUUGGAAAGAUACUGAAACUUAAACUCCUUAACGCUGGGCGCACUGGAAAGCAUCCUGCACCCAUCAUCUAUGAUGGGUGUUUGUAGCAUCGGGUGAGUUUGACCACUGAUCAGUGACUAUCUGCCCCAAACAAGCAGCACACAGCUGUGACACUCCGUGGCUGCCAGCCUAGCUCCGCAGAGAGGGGAGAUCACCAGUCACACUUAAUGCCAGGGAACCCCAAGACCUGCACUUAGCUGGAAGCCUGAACAAAGUGAGGUGUCCACAUUGCUCCUGACCUCAGAUUUCUUGCAGCAGGAGUGAGGCAAGGCAAGGGUAUGCCACUGAGAUCCACCAUCCCCCUGGCCUGUGAUCGCCACCCUGAGAGUGACCCAGGACCCAGACCAUCCAGGGGUUAUAGACAGUAACCACCAGCACCUCGAAUCUCCCCUGGAUGUGAACUGGCAGCAAGUGCUGAGCACAGGGCAAUGUAUCCUCGCAGGCCUACCCUACCCCCAAGUACCUUGUGCUCCGGCUAUAGCCUCUGGCCCGCCUUCGAGGGUGCUCCAGGAAGAGCAGAGCCCUGCUUGAGAUGGUGACUGCCAAACCUCCCACCUUGCUGGGGGAAGUAUCAGGGUUACCUAGGAAACGGGGCCACUUUCCUUCUCCUCUCCCUCCCUGCAGAUUUUUUGAGCUUUUCUCCGCUGGGCCUUUCUCCGCUGGGCUUUGGGUUGAUUCAUUUUAAUUAUAUUAAAAAUCAGAACAAUGAUUUAAAAUAACUAUAGCUUCCAAACAUAGCAGCUUCGAGGAGAGAAUGUGCAUGGCCUUGUAGUGACUUUUCCUCGUAUGCAGGUGAGAAGGACACAAACACAGACGGGUUUCCACAAACU
Molecule: messenger RNA, 2990 nt
Organism: Trachemys scripta elegans
Lineage: Eukaryota; Metazoa; Chordata; Testudines; Emydidae
Product: fibrinogen-like protein 1-like protein
Exons: 4
Coding region: 1-1110 (369 amino acids)
Cellular component (GO): membrane
Source: RefSeq, a predicted model, not a curated record